Seriola aureovittata is the source of this 2533-nucleotide messenger RNA. RefSeq names its product solute carrier family 35 member A5 (gene slc35a5). The coding region runs from base 167 to 1447 and encodes 426 amino acids. The record is from RefSeq and is a predicted model, not a curated record. Gene Ontology annotation, molecular function: pyrimidine nucleotide-sugar transmembrane transporter activity. Lineage: Eukaryota; Metazoa; Chordata; Actinopteri; Carangiformes; Carangidae. Gene Ontology annotation, biological process: pyrimidine nucleotide-sugar transmembrane transport. The transcript has 10 exons. Gene Ontology annotation, cellular component: Golgi membrane.
CUGUGGUCAAUACGCAUGCGCCGACUGACCAGGAAGAGCGAGGGCUGGCGACAGUACGAUGCUCCGGCUGUCGGAUGUUUUCUUCAGCUAUGUGGUUGGAACAGAGGAGAACAACAAGCGAGUCUCGCAGGUUUGACUGCAUCCAGCUCCAGCUCCAGUCCCAGCCAUGGUGUGCUGCCACUCCGGCCCCAGACUCUGCUCCCGCUCGUCGGCCUACACUCUAGCCCUCGGCCUGGGCUUCGUAACCCUGGGGACCAGUCGCAUCCUGCUGCUCAAAUUCUCUGCCAACGCUGAGAACAAGUAUGACUUCCUCCCUGCGUCCGUCAAUCUGCUGGCUGAGGCGCUCAAACUGCUCUUCUGCCUGGUUAUGUCAGUCAGGGUCAUAGUCCGAGAGGGUCGAUCCUGCAGAGACAUGGGCUUCUCCUCCAGCUCGUCCUUCCUCAACUCCCUGAAGUGGGCCAUCCCUGCUUUCCUCUACUUCCUGGACAACCUCAUCAUCUUCUAUGUGAUGACCUACCUUCAGCCCGCCAUGGCGGUUUUGUUCUCCAACUUCGUCAUCCUGACCACAGCCGUACUCUUUAGAAUUGUUUUGAAGAGGCGUCUGUCCUGGGUUCAGUGGGCAGCGUUGGUCAUCCUCUUUCUGUCCAUCGUUUCCUUGACGACGGGAUCGGGAGGCAGCCAGAACUCCAUCGCGGUCCCGGGUCUCCACGCGAACCCCCUGUCCACCCCCUCCAACGCCUGUGUGCUCUACACUCAGCUGCUGGAGCAGAUGAGGAACAGCAGUGCCAGUGAAUCGUGGGCGUCGUCCCUGCCCGGACAGGCCUGGAGGGACAAGGUGGUGGAGAAGCUCCGGUCUCUGGGCGUGGGUCACGUCCUGCUGAUUCUCCAGUGCUUCAUCUCCGCCAUGGCCAACAUCUACAACGAGAAGAUCCUGAAGGAAGGAAACCAGAUCACUGAGAGCAUCUUCAUCCAGAACAGUAAACUGUAUGCCUUUGGCGUGGUGUUCAACGGUCUGACCCUCGGGCUCGGCAGCGAGGCGCGAGGCCUCACCGUGCACUGUGGCCUCCUGCAUGGACACAACUUCUACUCCCUGGGUCUGGUGCUGGUCACUGCUGCCCUCGGUUUAUCUGUGGCUUUCAUCUUGAAGUUCAGAGACAACAUGUUCCACGUGCUGACGGGCCAGAUCACCACUGUUCUGGUCACCACCCUCUCCCUCUUCCUCUUCGACUUCCGCCCCUCGCUGGACUUCUUCCUCCAGGCUCCCGUGGUCCUGCUGGCCAUCUUUAUCUACAACGCCAGCCGGCCCAAGGACCUGGAGUACACCCUGCAGCAGGAAAAGCUGCGGGUCAUCAACGGAGAGGUGUUCGAGAGGUCCAGAGGGGACGGCGAGGAGCUGGAGCUGCUGACCAAGCCCAACACGGACAGUGAGUCUGAGGACUCUCUGUAGCGCCACAGCCUCUUCACUGCUGCUAAUAUCCCACUGCACAAUAGACUCGUACCCCUGAACGCAGCACUGUCACAGGCUCUGUCUGUUGAAGCGUUUACUUCACUGACGUCAGGUAAACAGAGAAUGACAGUGUUGAUUUAUUGUGUGUAUGUUUUGAAAUGUGUCUGUCUGUGUGUGACUGCUGCGAUUUGUACAGUGAGAGAGGGACACCAGCGUUAACCUGUAUAUAUGCUGGAUAAUUAUAACUCUGCAUUUGCCAGUUGGGAUCAUUAGGAGCUUCUGUUAUUGUCUCCUCUGAUGAUUCCUGUUGUGUGUGCAGCUAUUUACCUGACUGCAGGUGAGUGAUAAGUUUAAUUAAUGAGCAGCUGUUUAAUGAAUGUAACUAAAGCUUUACACUAUUUUUAAUUAUUGCUGGCACAGUGUUGAUUCUUUGAGGCUGCAUGGAAACAAUCUACAAACUACAGCUUCAAAAAUAAUCACAGCAUUAGAAAAUAUUAAUUACAAGAAAUAUACACACACACACACACACACACACAGGACUGUUUAUUCCAUUACUACGGCCGAGUGUUAGGGCCAGUGAGGAAAUAAAAUCAGAAAUUUCAAGAAUGAAUAUUAAGAGAAUAAAGUGGUAAUUUCAGGUAACAUGUUGUUUUAGAAGAGAAAUAUCUUAAAAUAAGGAAAUUGAAAUAUUAGGACUUUAUUCUUCUAGUAUUACAACUUUUUUUUGUAAUAUUACUACUUGUUUUCUUGAAAUAUUAAAACUUUAUUCUCAAAAUGUUUUUCCUUGCCCUAAUACUCUGUCGUACUUUAGUGUUCAGGGGUUUCUAUCUUUUCUUCUUAUAGCUGAACCAUGAGCACACACGUGAUCGACCACUGAAGUGUGAAUUUCUAAAAGCACAAUGCAGCUGACCCUUGGUUCUUUUACUCAGCCUUUUCUUUUGUGAAUAUGUAUCGCAGCUGUGAAAUACCAUGAAAUGUUAUUUCUUUUAAGAUUCCUGUUUGUGCCAUAAACAUUUUUAACAUGUAUGAAUUCCAUUUGUUCUGAAAUAAACUGCAAGUAAAGUAAAAAGCUUUAAUUCUGUCUAA